Hyaloscypha bicolor E is the source of this 1119-nucleotide messenger RNA. RefSeq names its product SGS-domain-containing protein. The record is from RefSeq and is a predicted model, not a curated record. Gene Ontology annotation, molecular function: protein-folding chaperone binding. The transcript has 3 exons. NCBI's taxonomy places the organism in Eukaryota, Fungi, Ascomycota, Leotiomycetes, Helotiales, Hyaloscyphaceae. Gene Ontology annotation, biological process: protein stabilization. The coding region runs from base 1 to 1119 and encodes 372 amino acids.
AUGUCCAACACCGACGCAACCAAAGGCCAAGCCGCGUUGGCUUCCUCCGAUUACCCCACUUCAGUCUCGCACCUAACUAAAGCCCUCAAUUCCCAAUCCACGCCCUCGCCCCUCUGGCUCAUCCAGCGCAGCACCGCGUACCAACGAACAGGCCAACACGCUCUCGCUCUCGCAGACGCGGAUAAUGCCGUAUUGGCUGCGCAUGCGCGAGGCAAGAGGGAACUGAUCGCCACGGCUCAUUUCAGGAGAGCGGUUGCGUUGCAUGGGAUGGGACGAUACGGCGAUGCGAGGUUGUGUUUGCUGUGGUGUCAGAAAUUUAAUGAGAAGGAGAAGGGUGUUACGAUGUGGCAGGCUAAGGUCAAGGCGGAUUACGAGAAAGCUGGGGGUGAGGAGGCGGAGUGCAACAAGGUCAGUGUGAAGGAGGUCCCAGAUAAGAAGGCGAAGGUUGGUGUGGCCAAGGCUGAACCAGAGAAGGCUGCAGCGCCGGCUGCUACCUCUCAGACGCCGAAGGAAAAGAUCAGGAAUGAGUGGUACCAGUCCAAUACGACUGUUACGAUUGAGAUCUUUGCGAAGGGAGUGCCUCAUGAUGCGGAAGUAGACAUCCAAGAAGGCAGUCUCGAGGUCAGUUUCCCUAUUGCAGCAUUCAAUACCACCUACGACUACACCAUCAGCCCUCUCUUCUCCAAGAUCGACAAAUCGAAAUCAAGCUUCCGAAUCACCCCACAUAAGGUCGAGAUUGUCCUCACCAAGUCAAUGCCAGGGCUGAAGUGGUCUUCCCUGGAAGGAACAGCUCUUAUCGAAAGUACUAUUGUUCCCGAGCCCGCUCCCAAGAUCCCCGCCGAGGUCCUCAAGGCUCCCGCUUACCCCACCUCUUCCCGCAAGGGACCAACAAACUGGGACAAAGUUGUGGAAGGAGAUGACAAGGAUGAAGGCGAGGAAAUUGAUGGCUUCUUCAAGAAGCUCUACAAGGAUGCGGAUCCGGAUACCAAGAGAGCUAUGAUGAAGAGCUAUCAGGAGAGCAACGGCACAGCAUUGAGCACAUCCUGGAGCGAUGUUGGCAGCAAGAAGGUCGAAACUGUCCCGCCUGAGGGACUGGAGGCUAAGAAGUGGGAGAUUUAA